AUGGACGAAAUACAAAUACCCAAGCUCAGAAAACGAACGGCCAAGCCAGAAUGGGCAGCCCCGGUAAACGACGCUGCCUCGUUUGAAACCACUGCUUCGCGAAACCCGUACGCCGAAAUCAGCCAGCCGUUCGGCCAACCGUCCUCUUCGGCGCAGAGCGUGAAACCAAAUGUGCUCUCAACCAAGCGGAAUCGUAACGCGUCACGUUCCAUCAGUCAGCGAUUCUCGGUGCGCUAUAAUGACGACUUUGCGUACAAUGCCGCAGACGCGCCGAGUCUCCCGAAUAUCGCCAACCUUAAUCUCGACUCACAGGCACCACAGGACGUCCAGACACGAAUCAACACCGAAUUGGCGUAUGCUGGGGCGGCGGAAGUGGUGCGAUUUGCGCACGGCUUGAAGCAGGAAGAUGAAGUGCUCACGGAGCAGAUCAAAACCAACAUCAACGACAACUAUAAACACAUCUUCCAGCUCAGCACCGACCUUGUGCUCACCGAGACCGACUUGAACCUCUUGCGGACGUCGAUUACCGAGCUUUGCGGCGUGAUCGAUACGUUACAGGAGCGAGCACGCGCGACGGUGGGCCAGACCGCAGAGGGCGCUUCGCGCGCGCGCGACCGCUCAUCCAUCGUGGUGCUCGAGAAGAUGUGGGCAUCCGCGUUGGCCAGCUUGUACAAGCACGUGGAGGGUGCAGCUAAAUUUGUGCCGCCGAUUCCCGGGCGCCACGUGUUUGCGGAGAGCGGACGGUGGUCUGAGUUGAACGGGGCCAACUGGAAGGUGUUCCAGCCCAUCCACCUCUUUGUGUUGAAUGACCACGUGCUCGUGGCAACCAAGAAGAAAAAGACAACCAACGAACACGCCUUUAAGCUCGUGGCGGUGCAGUGCUGGCCCAUCCAGGAUGUCACGAUGGGCGACAUCACCCCCCCGCAGACCUCCCCCGACGUCUACACCAUCAACAUCAAGUAUCAGAGCUUAAGUUAUCUCUACCAGACGGACCGCUACGACCAUUACACAAAAAUCAGCACGGCGUUCAAGGAGGCAGCACACAAGUUCCGUGCGCAGGCCGACAAGCGGCUCUCGCGCAGCGACAAACGGCUCUCAGGCGUAAUGGACUUGAGCACGCGCGUCAAGUCGCACUCGCGCACGCAAUCGGAGGCGAAUGCGCCGCAAGAUGCGAGUAUGCGUGAGUUGGGCGCCAUUGACGAACGCGUCGACGAACUCUGCAUGGCGGUGGCGCAGCACGAGUACGCGAGCUCAGUAGCGAUUUUAGCGGAGUGCAAGGCGCGCGCCGCGGCGGUAGAGACACAGCAUCUGGACGUGGCGGUGCUCGUGGACCUUUUGGCGUUGAAGUUGCGGCUGCGCGAGGACCAGUUGGUGCGCGACUUGGUGCACGCGGUGCGCACCGAGCACACCCGCGCACAGACCGCGGUAUUGAUGGCGCACUUUACGCUGUUGGGAAUCUUACACACGGGCCGCGAUGCAUACCUUUCGCAGCAGUCGCUCCGCAUAGACGAGUUAGUCAACGAGAUCAGCUUUCUGAGCGAGGUGGAGGUGUAUGUAACGCAGGUGACCAUCGUCACAUUCCAGUGUGUGAAGCGCGCCAUCACAACAUAUAUUGCGGCGUUUCCAGCCGACACGUUCAGCUUUGUGGUGACAUGGGCAACUGCGGAGGUUACGAAGUACGCGCUGUUUUUGAAGAAUCAGCUCCACGGCGUGCGUGCUGAGUCGGAGGUACACCAGGCAUGUGUACAGAUUGCACGUGCGCAGGCGGACGAGUUGAAAGCGGUCGGAAUGAAUGUGGAUUUUCUACUCGAGUAG
Babjeviella inositovora NRRL Y-12698 is the source of this 1815-nucleotide messenger RNA. RefSeq names its product exocyst subunit (gene EXO84). Lineage: Eukaryota; Fungi; Ascomycota; Pichiomycetes; Serinales. The transcript has a single exon. Gene Ontology annotation, biological process: Golgi to plasma membrane transport; exocytosis; intracellular protein localization. Gene Ontology annotation, cellular component: exocyst. The record is from RefSeq and is a predicted model, not a curated record. The coding region runs from base 1 to 1815 and encodes 604 amino acids.